Molecule: messenger RNA, 855 nt
Organism: Anopheles funestus (African malaria mosquito)
Lineage: Eukaryota; Metazoa; Arthropoda; Insecta; Diptera; Culicidae
Gene: RpL27A
Product: 60S ribosomal protein L27a
Exons: 4
Coding region: 121-570 (149 amino acids)
Biological process (GO): translation
Cellular component (GO): cytosolic large ribosomal subunit
Molecular function (GO): structural constituent of ribosome
Source: RefSeq, a predicted model, not a curated record
GAAACGUCACGCGAGAGAACGUCAAACACACCGACCGUCUCUUUCUUUUUCCGGCAAACUCUGCGUGCUGUCGACACAUUUUUGUGGUAGCAGCUCCAAGUUUUUGGAUUACCGUACACAAUGGUUAGCCUUAAGGUACGCAGGAAGACCAGGAAGCUGCGUGGUCACGUCAGCCACGGCCAUGGCCGUAUUGGCAAGCACCGUAAGCAUCCUGGUGGUCGCGGUAACGCUGGUGGUAUGCACCAUCAUCGUAUCAACUACGACAAAUACCAUCCGGGAUACUUUGGUAAGGUCGGUAUGCGAAACUUCCAUCUGAACCGUAACCACAAGUACUGCCCAACGAUUAACCUCUCGCAUCUGUGGAGCCUGGUGCCAGAAAAGAUCCGCGAGCAGGCUAAGAAGAACCCCGAGCGAGUGCCAGUCGUCGAUCUGGUCCAGUUCGGUUACUUCAAGCUGCUCGGUUCCGGUUUGCCACCCAAGAGGCCCAUCAUUGUGAAGGCGAAAUACUUCUCCAAGUUGGCCGAGAAGCGCAUCAAGGCCGUCGGUGGUGCUUGCUUGCUGCGGGCUUAGAGUAUUGGCUUUAAGGAUCAAUCACACUCAUACGGGCGUGCGCGCGCACACACACAUGCUUGGCGCUCAUGGAAGGAUCCCGUGAAUGCCGGACUAUCCAGAACAGCCACACCAACUCCAUCUCGUGUGGUCCUUCCGGUGGGCGGGGGCAGGUGUUAUGUUUUGUUUUGGUACAACGUUUCGUGUGUAUUCUUGUGUGGGAGUGUGAUGUGCGUUCGUACACACACAGGAGCGGGAAAAUAUAAGGAAGAACGGAAAAUACAAGAAACCAAUAUCUACACCUAA